Solanum lycopersicum (tomato) is the source of this 4041-nucleotide messenger RNA. Lineage: Eukaryota; Viridiplantae; Streptophyta; Magnoliopsida; Solanales; Solanaceae. The record is from RefSeq and is a predicted model, not a curated record.
AGUAUUAGUGUUUGGAUAUGAAUUUUAUUAUAAAGUAAAAACUGAAGAUUUAGAAAACAACUGACACGAGUUUUAUGAGUGCAGUCAGUAUUUCACUUAAAAUACUCUUUUAAGUACUUAAAUAUAUUAAGGCACUAGUCUGUUUAUUCAAUGGUUUUUCAGUUUUCUUAUGGUUGAGCAAAACCCAAUUGACAUAUUCUUCCACCUGUGUUGCAUAAAACUUGUGGGAGUGUCUUGAAGUUAGAAUAGGAGCAAAAUAUUACUACUAGUGAGCAAUUCUUGAUUGAACUCUCAUCCUAGGCUUGUCGUCUUUCUCUUCAAUUUCAAAAAAUCCACUGCCAGGCAUCAUGAAAAAUGCCGUCAAAACAUCUUUGCAGAACCAAUCAGCCACGAGUUCCAUUGCUAACUUCUACGCCGUCCAGCUCCAACUUCUUUGCCGAGAGCAUAAGCAUGCCACCUCAGCGUCUGCUCUUCUUCGAUCAAUUCAUGCCAACAUGAUCACCUCCGGAUUCAGGCCGCGUAGCCACAUCCUUAACAGCUUAAUCAAUAUCUAUUGCAAAAAUUCCGGUCUUGUUUAUGCAAAGCACCUGUUUGAUAGAAUUCCCCAACCAGAUGUUGUGGCAAGAACAACUAUGAUUGCUGCAUACUCUGCUUCCGGAGAACCCAAGCUUGCAAGAGAGAUUUUUGACAAAACCCCAUUAAGUUUCCGUGACACUGUUUGUUACAACGCUAUGAUUACAGGCUAUUCACACAACAACCAUGGCCAUGCUGCUAUAAAAUUAUUUCUUGAUAUGAGGUGGAAAAAUUUUCAACCCGAUGAGUAUACCUACACCUCUGUACUUGCAGCCUUAGCCCUUAUAGCUGAUCAUGAAAUGCACUGCCGGCAGAUGCAUUGUGCUGUUGCAAAGUCAGGCAUGGCCAACUUUAAGUGUGUUGUCAAUGCACUUAUAUGUGUUUAUGUCAGAUGUGCUUCGUCACCCCUGGCAUCAUCCUUGCUGUUGAUGGACUCAGCUAGCAAGUUGUUUUAUGAGAUGCCAGAACGGGAUGACUUGUCUUGGACUACGAUUAUCACAGGGUAUGUGAAGAAUGAUGAUCUUGAUGCUGCUCGGAAGGUGUUUGAUGGUAUGGAUGAGAAGUUGCUUGUGGCAUGGAAUGCCAUGAUCUCCGGAUAUGUGCAUAAAGGUUUCAUCUUUGAAGCAUUAGAUAUGUUAAGGAAAAUGUAUUUAGCAGGGAUGAAGCCAGAUGAAUUUACCUGCACUAGUAUCCUCAGUGCUUGCGCUGAUGCUGGACUGUUUCUUUUAGGAAAGCAGGUGCAUGCUUACGUUAAACGAACAGAAGAGAAAAUCCAUGUGUCUGUAUAUAAUGCUUUAAUAACAUUAUAUUGGAAAUGUGGUAGAGUUGAUGAUGCAAGAAAAGUUUUUGAUAAUCUAGUUUUUAAGGACAUUGUUUCAUGGAAUGCAGUUCUAUCAGCAUAUGUGAGUGCAGGCCGGAUUAGUGAAGCUAAGUUAUUUUUUGAUGAGAUGCCAGAGAAGAAUUCCCUGGCAUGGACAGUAAUGAUAUCAGGAUUAGCACAAAAUGGACUUGGAGAAGAUGGUCUCAAACUGUUCAACCAAAUGAGAGUAAAGGGGAUCGAGCUGUGUGACUAUGCAUUUGCCGGAGCUAUUACAUCUUGUGCAGUGCUCGGAGCGCUAGAAACAGGAUGCCAACUCCAUGCUCAACUAAUCCAGCGUGGUUAUGAUUCAAGCCUUUCAGCUGGAAAUGCAUUAGUCACAUUUUAUGGAAGAUCUGGGGUCAUUGAAGCUGCACGCAAUGUGUUCCUCACAAUGCCUUGUGUAGAUUUGGUGUCUUGGAAUGCAUUGGUUGCUGCCUUGGGACAGCAUGGAUAUGGUGUUCAAGCGGUUGGACUUUUUGAACAGAUGUUAGAUGAAAAUAUAAUGCCUGAUAGGAUAAGCUUUCUCACGGUUAUAUCUGCUUGUAGUCAUGCCGGAUUGGUUGAAAAGGGACGACACUACUUUAAUAUAAUGCACAGUGUUUAUAAAAUAAUCCCUGGAGAAGAUCACUAUGCCCGUUUAGUUGAUUUGUUGUCUCGAGCUGGAAGGUUAUUAGAAGCAAAAGAAGUGAUCCAGAAUAUGCCUUAUAAACCUAAAGCACCCAUUUGGGAAGCUCUUCUUGCUGGUUGCCGAACUCAUAGGAACGUGGAUUUGGGGGUUGAAGCAGCAGAACAACUCUUUGAGUUGACGCCACAACAUGAUGGAACCUACAUACUUCUAGCUAACACAUUCGCUGCUGCAGGCCGAUGGGAUGACGCUGCUAAGGUGAGAAAACUGAUGAGAGACCAAGGGGUGAAAAAAGAGCCUGGAUGUAGUUGGAUAAAGGUUGAGAAUACCGUUCAUGUCUUCUUGGUGGGUGAUACUGCACAUCCUGAAAUUCAAGUAGUGUACAACUACCUGGAGGAAUUAAGGCUGAAGAUGAGGAAAAUGGGAUUUGUUCCAGACACGCAAUAUGUGUUGCAUGAUAUGGAGACUGAGCAAAAGGAGUAUGCUCUUUCAACUCAUAGUGAAAAGCUGGCGGUUGUAUUUGGGCUCUUGAAGCUUCCUCGUGGAGCCACAAUUAGGGUCUUCAAGAACCUUCGGAUUUGUGGUGACUGCCACAAUGCCUUCAAGUUCAUGUCGAAGGUUGAGGCAAGAGAAAUCAUCGUCAGAGAUGGAAAUAGGUUUCAUCAUUUCAGGGAUGGUGAAUGCUCAUGUGGGAACUACUGGUGAGAUACCGGAUAAGAUUAGAGUCACCUAUGAGUGUCUUUGGUUCCAGAGAUUUGAAUAUGUCGUUCUGGAACCAGUUGUAUUACCAGGGAAAAGUUGCAGCACCUUUGAACAGUAAAUGUAAGACUUCAAAGCUAGAAGAGGGAAUGUGCUGCUAUCUUGUUUGGCUGUGGCAUUUUGAAUACAGAUCUUCACGGUGAAUGUUUCUGGUUUGUGGCUUCCGGGAUGUUGAAUGCUCAUUGGUACCUUAUUGAUACUUAAAUCAAGAUGCAUAUGCCUUAUAGUUAUACACAACUGAGUAAUUAUCAAGGAAAAGAAAUUACUGCUCCAAAAUACUCCCACUUUGUGAAUAUUUGCCUUGAUUAAGAACUUUGAGUGCCAAAGGGUGGAGAGACUCUCUGCUUGUUUAGUGGUGGAGAAUGAUGCAGUUGCAAUUUCUAGAAUCCUCAAGCACAAAGGAUUUGAUACCUGGGUCUAAUUAAACUUCAAAAAAGUUAGCUCAUGUGGGGAGGAUUGCCCAAGUCCAUAUUAGCAGACCACCAGUCCAUUCCCAACCAAUGAGUACAGAUUACAGUCCAUGCAAAGAAGACAUCUUCAUGUCCUCCACUGAUUCCAUCUGACAACAUCUACCAAAUUUAAUUGACCAUCUUUUACGACCAUUGCUUUAAAUAAGCAUAGGGCUGAAGGCAGAUUUGAUUUGCUGCAAUUGUCCUUGGGCUGGAACAUCUGUCUCUUUAGCAAGUGAACUGCUUUUUCACGUGCCCUAAUUGGACUUGUUGAACUCAAGGAUUGCUCUCUGCUUGUGGCUGUUCUGAUCAGCUGUAUGCUUUGUUCAGGAUGCUCUGUGCACCAGAUAUACUUGUAUUUGAAGGAGUUCCCCCCUAUUAUCUGGUGCAGAGUGGCUGAUCUUUUUGCUUAACUCAACUAGACCAGCCACUCUUUAAUGGGAGUUGUUUGAAAUGGCUUUAUCUAGGCUUGGUCCCAGCCACUGAAAACUAUUGUUUGUGGGAUCACUGAAGUUCUCGUGAACAACAAUUGAUCUUAGCUAACUCUGAAAUCAAUCUCGCAUUCAAUUCACUCUCGAGAAGAACCAAAGGAUUUGACAGAGGUUGUAGAUACUAGAAGUUAAAUCACUAUGGUAUAGAUUCACUUGUCAUAAUUUUUCUUAUCUUUUAGGGUUAGACACAGAAGUUUGUUUACUUAAUCGUUGUACUUUACUCAUCUCUCCUGGAAUCUUACAUUUGAAUGCAAGCACAUGUUGUAAUUCUACAAUUUUGUUUUA